UUAGACGCUCUCUGCUCGGGUCCUCUCUGGCCUCGCAGAAGGGAAGUGACGUCAGUCUCCUCCCGCAAGUCUACUGACAGAAACUGCAAAGACGGAUAACUAGGCGAUAUAACCUCGGCAAAAAUCCGUCUUCAUCCUUGGACAAUUAACGCGUAUCCGUGUUAAAAUCAGCGGGAGCAUAACGUAUAGAUUCAGACCUUUCGAACGAGCCCCAUAUUGACCCAAUGUGAGGUUAGCGUAUUUUUAAAACAAACGGGGAAAGAUUGUGAGAGCCUUCAUCCGGGAGACAACCUACAAGAAGACGACACCAUCGAUACCAAGAGGUUUUAAUGUGGUGUUUUCGUCUGUUCUACGGUUGAACAGGCUCGAGCUUUAACCUGAACAUUUUCGGUGGAUAUUUUGGAGCUAGCGAGGGCGCUUGCUAGCCGAACACAGAUUGCCAAUCAUGGAGUUAAGAGUGGGGAACCGAUAUAGACUGGGCAGAAAAAUUGGAAGUGGAUCAUUUGGGGACAUCUACCUGGGUACCGACAUCUCUGUUGGAGAGGAGGUGGCCAUCAAGCUGGAAUGCGUGAAGACCAAGCACCCACAGCUCCACAUAGAGAGCAAGAUCUACAAGAUGAUGCAGGGUGGAGUGGGCAUCCCGACAAUAAAGUGGUGCGGCGCCGAGGGCGACUACAACGUGAUGGUGAUGGAGCUGCUGGGGCCCAGCCUGGAGGAUCUUUUCAACUUCUGCUCUCGCAAGUUCAGCCUCAAGACGGUCCUGCUGCUGGCCGACCAGAUGAUCAGCCGCAUCGAGUACAUCCACUCAAAGAACUUCAUCCACCGGGACGUGAAGCCGGACAACUUCCUGAUGGGGCUUGGAAAGAAGGGCAACCUGGUCUACAUCAUCGACUUCGGCCUGGCCAAGAAGUACCGCGACGCGCGCACACACCAGCACAUCCCCUACCGCGAGAACAAGAACCUGACGGGCACGGCGCGCUACGCCUCCAUCAACACGCACUUGGGCAUCGAGCAGUCCAGACGGGACGACCUGGAGUCACUGGGCUACGUCCUCAUGUACUUCAACCUGGGCUCCCUGCCCUGGCAGGGCCUGAAGGCCGCCACCAAGAGGCAGAAGUACGAGCGCAUCAGCGAGAAGAAGAUGUCCACGCCCAUCGAGAUCCUCUGCAAAGGCUACCCAUCCGAGUUUGCCACCUACCUCAACUUUUGCCGCUCCCUGCGCUUUGACGACAAGCCUGACUACUCGUACCUCCGCCAGCUCUUCAGGAACCUCUUCCACCGACAGGGCUUCUCCUACGACUACGUCUUUGACUGGAACAUGCUCAAGUUUGGGGCAAACCGGGCCGUGGAGGACGCAGAGAGGGAGCGUCGAGAGCGUGAGGAUAGGCUGAGGCACAGCAGGACCCCUGCGGCCAGGGGCCUGCCCUCGGCCUCGGGAAGGGCCAGGGCCACUCAGGAAGUGGCGGCCCCCUCCCCACUCAACCCGGCCUCACACACAGGUUUGGAUAAGGAGCGGAAGGUGAGCAUGCGUCUUCAUCGCGGGGCGCCCGUCAACAUCUCCUCUUCGGAUCUCACGGGACGCCAGGACGCAUCACGCAUGUCCUCACAGGCCUUGUCCCGGGUCACGCCCAGCGGCCUCCAGUCUGCAGCGCCACGGUGAAACCCUCCCUAUCCACUUGUGCACCACGGAGGCCUCAACAUGCACCGCCUGCAACACACACACACACACACACACACACACACACACACACACACAGAACUCUUCAAUGACGCAGAGGACUACCAACCAAUGCACCCCAGUCUGGCUGCCCUCCUGAACACCUGACGGAGAACGAGGCACACAACCAGGGUUGUGUAUGUAUGGGUGUGUCUGUGUGUGUGACAAGGAUGGGUGGAGUACAGUUUGGUAGCAGCCGCGGCCUCCCUCCUCCUUACUGUUGAUGAAGCCAUGGACCCACUUUCCUCUGGCGUCUUUUUAACACUUUGGUUUUACCUCUUUUUCUUCUAUCGCAUUUAAAGCGUCUUUUACACACGAUCCAACUCCACGAGGUUUGGAAAGGACGAGUGCUUUAGCUGUUUGAAAUGUGGUGUGGGGGAAAUUUUGCAUCUAAAAGACAUUUGAUCCGGCAGCGUUAAAAAGAUGGAUCUCAGGCUCUGUUUUGAGACCUGAAGGCAUUUUUUUUUCUUUUACCCUUUUCUUUUGGUGUGUGAUGUUUAACUGUAAAGUAGGCUAACCUCCUUGUUUUUAAAAGGGGACAAAGUCUUUUAAUCUGCUUGUUUCCAAUGGUGGUCCCACACUGUUUGUUUGUUGUCCUCCUCCUCAGGACGUUGUAGUAAAUCAAACACGCGGCGCAUCUUUCCCUCCGACUUCAGGUCCUGACUGCGGUUACGCUUCUUUCAGAAAGCUGUGAAUGCAAAACGCUCCGUCAGCAACGCGCAGACGACACGUUGUUUUUAACUCGGUGCAUUGUGACGUGUGUGUGUGUGUGUGUGUUCGUCUGUCUGUCUCGGGCGGGGGGUGGGUUAAACAAGCUGAAAUGGUUGGUGGGGGUUUGAACAUGUUCAGGGUUAUUUUCUUUUUAGGGUUUUCACUCCUUUGCUCCUCUUAAGCUCACUUUAGACCCCCCCCCCCCCCCCCCCCCUCCCUAUUUAAAAUAGCUUUUAAAGGACCGGUUCACCUCCCUGAAUCGAUCUUUUCACGAGUCUCAUUUGAAUCGGCGAGAAGACGGACGUCUCUGCGGCCGGGGGGGCUCACACCACACCGAUCCAGACAAACGGCACGGAGGGAAAACCUUUAGUGUCAUUUGAGAGGUGAAUCGUGCCUUCAGCGCCAGGCGAGGUGGACGUGAGGGCGCUUCUGGAGAGCUACGGUGCUGAGUGUCUUAAGGAGGGGGAAGGGGGGCACUUUUUUGCAUCCCUUUUGCCGAUGAAUCCUGCAGCUUUUGGAGUAGAAAGUCCUUGAUGUGGUAACUGCUUGCAGAGUAUUGUCAUUCUUUCUGUAGUUUGGGAUGGGGGAGGGGGGGUUGUAGUGGUGGUCUGUACAUGUUGGUUCUGUUUUUGUGUAUAGGAUGUGCUUAUACUCUGAAUGGCAAAUAUGUGGAGGGGAAGGUCUUCAUUUUUUUUCCUUUAAAAAAAAAUAAAAAUAUACCUCACCUGUGGGCUUGAAAAAUCAACAAAAAAAGCGAGGGUUUAACUUGUUUGUCUCACUGAUGAUGGCUAUGAUAGAUGCAAGUACACUUAACAAGGGAUAAUAGAAGCGUUUUUUUUUUUUUAGUCUGUCAUGUCUACUUCUCUGUUCUUUCUACUUCUCACUUCCUGUCCAAUAUUUGCUUUUUACUGUGCGAGGGGGAAGUGGAUGCGCAUGUCCAACAGUGCAUCGCUUACCGCGGACUCAUGGGAAAUCUUUUCUUUCCACUCGACAACUUAGACUUUCGCUCUUCAUUUGUAAUGCCACUGUAUUUGUGUAUUUUAAAAGUGUAAAUAAAUAAGUACUUGUA
This is a messenger RNA of Pungitius pungitius (ninespine stickleback), 3497 nucleotides long. It is a transcript of the gene csnk1da, whose product is annotated as casein kinase 1, delta a. Lineage: Eukaryota; Metazoa; Chordata; Actinopteri; Perciformes; Gasterosteidae. Gene Ontology annotation, cellular component: spindle microtubule; cytoplasm; nucleus. Gene Ontology annotation, biological process: regulation of circadian rhythm; signal transduction; peptidyl-serine phosphorylation. The record is from RefSeq and is a predicted model, not a curated record. The coding region runs from base 446 to 1660 and encodes 404 amino acids. The transcript is spliced from 9 exons. Gene Ontology annotation, molecular function: ATP binding; protein serine/threonine kinase activity.